UCUUCUCUGCAUUCAGUCCCAGGCUACCUUGAAAAAUACACCACCGAUCGGGCUUUAAAGGUUCCUGCUUCCUCGGCCAGUUGCUGCCCGCCAAGUUCGCCGAGGCUGAAGAUGCGGUAGCCGAGGCCCCGCACAGCAUCUUCCCAUCUCAGCGGCAUUCCCCUCGGCUGCUCAGAAGGUUGAUCUGCUAACUUUGGGAUUUGGCUUCUUUUUUUGUUUUUUGUUUUUCUUCUUUUUUUUUUUCUUUUUUUUUUUCUGGUGCCUUGGAUUGCCUUGGCGCACGGAGAGAAGGCGCAGAGGAGAUAGAGAGAGAGAGAGGAACGGAGAAAGGAGGGGGAGAGUGGAAACCCAGGAGAAGCCUCCAUGUUUCAGCUGCCCAUCCUGAAUUUCAGCCCCCAGCAGGUCGCCGGGGUCUGCGAGACUCUGGAGGAAAGCGGGGACGUCGAGCGCCUCGGCCGCUUCCUCUGGUCUCUCCCUGUGGCACCGGCGGCCUGCGAGGUCCUCAACAAGAACGAGUCAGUGCUGAGGGCCCGGGCAGUGGUCGCCUUCCACACCGGCAAUUUCCGUGAACUCUACCACAUCCUGGAAAACCACAAGUUCACCAAAGAGUCGCACACGAAGCUGCAGGCGCUGUGGCUCGAAGCGCACUAUCAGGAGGCUGAAAAACUGCGGGGCCGCCCGUUGGGGCCCGUGGACAAAUACCGGGUGCGGAAGAAGUUCCCCCUGCCCAGAACCAUUUGGGAUGGAGAGCAGAAGACCCACUGCUUCAAGGAGAGAACCCGGCACUUGUUAAGAGAGUGGUAUUUGCAAGAUCCUUACCCGAAUCCCAGUAAAAAGAGGGAGCUUGCACAAGCUACUGGACUCACACCCACACAAGUGGGAAACUGGUUUAAAAACCGGAGACAAAGAGACAGAGCGGCGGCUGCAAAGAACAGGCUACAGCAGCAGGUUCUAUCCGGCGGCUCGGUUCGCUCCUUGGCGGACGAGGACGGCACUGUGGACCGCCUGGGGAACUCCUCCAGUCCGGAGGCCAGCCUGUCCAGCAAAGCGGCCGCCUCGGCCAUCUCCAUCACCUCCAGCGACAGUGAAUGUGACAUCUGACGGACGCACCAGAGCGAACUGACCAAUAAAAGGGGAAAAAGACAAUCUAAUAAAACAAGUAACAGUGCCUGCGUCGAGUUAAAAACACACACACAUAAAUACACACACUGAUUUCUGACGGCUGCCAAAAGUUGAUGCAACCCGCGAUCAGUGGGUGCCCUUUCAGACCCAUAGCCUACUUUUAUUUGCGUUUGAUCCAUGCGUGGAAAACUGACAACGGACAUUUUAUGGACUAGUAACGCUUGAAGACGAAACCUUAAAAAAAAAAAGUGCAGACGUAUAUACAAAAAGAAAGGGAAGAAAAAAAGGAUGAGGUGUCCAAACUGGUCUGACCUGCUGUUCUCUGUGGGUAUUUCAUGUUGAAAAGAAGAACUGUGAUAUUUUUACUUUAAAGUUUUAUAAAUAAUGUUUAUUUGCUUAUUUAAAAUGAUCUGCUCUAUUGUCUCUUGGAAUUUCAUAUUCAUUUGCUUGGUGUUUUUAAUACAUACCUUGUACACAGGUGAACCUGUUGAGCAUGCGCGCUUUAGUGACUUUGUGUUUCAGUAAAAAAAAGAAAAAAAAGGAAAAGAUAACUUAAUAAAACAACUGUUGACCAAGAAAGAUUUAAAUUUAGACUCUUCUUUGAGUAGGUUUCUUAUAAAUAAGUAGCUUAUUUCUAAUAUUGAAAUGUUAGUGAAGGAUCCUCUGGGCUGUUGUGGUUUGGAGAAGCAUUUUGGAUGGGUUCUAACGCCACGGUGCUGCGUUCAUUGACACGUUUCAGAGCUUGGUCUAAUUGGCCAACAUGCUCUGAGUCCCGUAAUGCAGGGUGACAGGGAGAGGUCACCGAGAGGCCGGCUCACUAACCCGGAUGAUCCGCGGGAGAGAUCACAGAGAUCAAAAAUGCAGCAGAUUGCAAACCUGGGUUGAUGCUCUGCACAUGCACAUAAACAACUAGAUUCUGCCUCCUUAAAACAUGCAAGUGUCUAUUUUCCCAAGACACAGCAAUCAGACCGCAACCAAUCUUUUAAUUAACGCGAACAAGGCUGCAGCAGCUCUAAUGAUCAUUUCGGUAACACUUCACUUAAGUAUUGCUGAUGCGCACAUAUUUGCAGUUUUUAUUUGGUUUUGUCCAGGUUUUAAGGUAAUGUUUUUUUUAAAAGCAUUUUGGUAUUUUAACGUGAAAGCUGACAAAGAUGUAUAAAUUGGAAGAAAUGUAAACGUUUAUUGUUUGUUUUGCUCCUAGUCUGCUUCUUUCAAUAAAAAAGAAGCACAUAUCUGUAGAGGAACUAAGCUGAGGAAAAUAAAAGGUUUUUUAUCUGCUUUUCUUUCAAACUCUGGGACAAAACUGCUAAAUAUUUCCGUUUCUAUUGAGGGAAAGAGGGACAGGGAGAGUUGAUGAAAAAGUCUUUCUAGCAGUCAAUAAGGUUGUCAAACUGGUCAGCGGUAAUCAGUGCUAAUGAUGGGGUCUGGGGUCCCAGCCGGGACAAAAGGGGCCCCCCGACGCUGUUGCAGGGAAGCGUCCGCGGGUUCCUCUCCAAAGAAAAGACUGCAGAGAGGACAGUCUGGAACAUGGAAAACACAACUUCUCCGGUUUGUAUGUGUGCGUGGCUGCCUCACUGUGAACUCAUUUGUCACAUUGAAGGGUUUCAUUAUUGUCUUCUUAUAACAGACUGUUUACUGUACGCAGCUAACUUUCUUUAAAAUGAAAUCAAAAACUUUUACUAACAUUUUAGCAAGUAAAAAAACAAAACAAAAUAAAACAAACAUUUAAGCCACAUUAUUUGUAUGUGACUAUAUAAUCAGUACUGUAUUUUUUGUGCCUGUUGUGAUGUUAUUAUCAACAGCAGAUUGAAAUCUUCUAUUUUCUGUGUUUCUGUGAAUAUUUUGAUUUACAAAAAUUCAGAAGCGCAGCUGUUUCUUUGCGCAGACUACAGGUUGUGUCUGUUAGGCUACUGAUUUUAACGCGUGUUUGACUGAAACUGAAACCUUGUUGCAUAAAGAGAUUCUUUCUCAGUAUUUUAUAAAAACUGUAAUAAUACUAUUUGUUGAUGCAGCUCUGAGCUUUUAGUCUCUUAGACCAUUAACGACUUCCUUUGCGCCUUACUCCUAUAGAUUCACCAAUCAGCCUAAGACCUGCAUUUUCCUCCAUGCAAGGGGAAUAAAACAAAAUAAUUAUUUUUGCAAAAAUGUAUUAAAAAGAGCAAAAAAGUAUGAAGCUAACGGACCUGAUCUAUCUGACUGCAUGAAAGGGAAUAUAUGCAGUUAUAACUUUAACA
This is a messenger RNA of Cyprinodon variegatus (sheepshead minnow), 3356 nucleotides long. RefSeq names its product SIX homeobox 6 (gene six6a). Gene Ontology annotation, cellular component: transcription regulator complex; nucleus. Gene Ontology annotation, biological process: eye development; regulation of transcription by RNA polymerase II. NCBI's taxonomy places the organism in Eukaryota, Metazoa, Chordata, Actinopteri, Cyprinodontiformes, Cyprinodontidae. The transcript has 2 exons. The record is from RefSeq and is a predicted model, not a curated record. The coding region runs from base 364 to 1101 and encodes 245 amino acids. Gene Ontology annotation, molecular function: RNA polymerase II cis-regulatory region sequence-specific DNA binding; DNA-binding transcription factor activity, RNA polymerase II-specific.